Messenger RNA from Aspergillus eucalypticola CBS 122712, 1123 nucleotides. RefSeq lists its product as uncharacterized. Gene Ontology annotation, cellular component: nucleus. The record is from RefSeq and is a predicted model, not a curated record. The coding region runs from base 210 to 938 and encodes 242 amino acids. Lineage: Eukaryota; Fungi; Ascomycota; Eurotiomycetes; Eurotiales; Aspergillaceae. Gene Ontology annotation, molecular function: DNA-binding transcription factor activity; transcription cis-regulatory region binding. The transcript is spliced from 2 exons. Gene Ontology annotation, biological process: positive regulation of transcription by RNA polymerase II.
UCUAGAUGUCCCCACAAGUCGACAUGGGCUACGAUAUCGCAGACUACAAACCAUCCCCACGCAUUCAUUUCAUAAUUCUCCAAUAUGAACAUAGACUACACUCCGCUGUCCGUCCUGUUGCUAUGUCUACAUGAGCCGCGAGCGAAUACUUCCGCAUUUCAAUCAAUGCAGCGGCUUUUCUGCUAAAAAAUCGCAUUAACUGCGACAGCAUGAACACUGAGUUAAGAGGAUAUCUGUUUGAGAUGUUUUACUACUCUUUUGCCUUAGCUCGUUUCUCUUUGGGUUCCAAACUAUUGAUCGCACAAGCGGAUGCUAUCUUCGCCUCCCCAUCAAUCAUCCAAUGUAAACCUCAGUCUUUAUUAAUCGCCGUUUAUCGUAUAUACCGUCUGUCUCAUAACUUGCAGUCAAGCAAAUCUGCCGACGUGUUUUCCGUACGACAGGAACUUUUGCUGUUGGACCAAGAAUUAAUGGCCUGUCAUAGCCAUCUCACUCAUGAUACUACUAUGGACCAGGAGCAUCUCAAUGAUGUCAUUACAUCGAACCUGUACAGUUUGGCAUGCCGCAUCCACAUCAGGGCACUUUUUCCACCACAUGGAUCUGACGACAACGACACAGUUCACUCUCUGGUGGAUGAGUUCAUAAACAACUUACAGCAUUUGCCUCCGCACUCGCCUUCGCACAACAUACUGUGCUGGCCACUAGUUGUUGCGGGCCUGUCCGCAAGAAAUUCUGCACAACAACGUAUCAUCGUUGCAAAGCUAAACAAUAUACACGAAGAGUGGAAGUCAGCCGUCUUCUCAAAAAGUGCCGAUUUCCUGCGAGAACAGUGGCGAAGGGAUAGGGAUAUGAGACGCAAAUUGCCCAUUACCAGUGGCUACGAGGAUUCAUUUACGUUAGAUGGGUUGACAUGGUAUCAAUGUCCUGUCAUUCUGGCGUGACUCGUCUGGUGAAGUGGGUUAUUUUAUGACGGUAUUAAGCUUCAUUUCACGCGUAGUUAUCUUUGCGAAGGACAUGUAUCGUGGACAUACCGGGAAACCACCCCGAGAUUGCAGUGUAGAUAGUUGUGUACUGUUUGGGAGAAUAAAUGCACCAAUGUAUAUAAUUUCAAUAUCCAGUAUGCCGG